Bufo gargarizans (Asiatic toad) is the source of this 1814-nucleotide messenger RNA. RefSeq names its product thioesterase superfamily member 6 (gene THEM6). The record is from RefSeq and is a predicted model, not a curated record. Bases 100 to 720 code for a protein of 206 amino acids. The transcript is spliced from 3 exons. Lineage: Eukaryota; Metazoa; Chordata; Amphibia; Anura; Bufonidae.
CCGGCUUGGUACGUUCCCCUGUCACUGUCAUCUGCAGGACGGCACCACGGCUCAGGUCCUCCAUAGUUAACCAUCUGUUUAUCAACCAACUCUGAGGUCAUGUGGGUCGCGAUGCUGGUUCUGGCCCUGUCUACGGUCUUGUUUUCCGCGCUGGACGUCUGGUAUUUUAUCCGAAUGUUCCUGGCCGUGCUGAGGGCCCGCCUGCAGCCGGCGGUGAAGGACCUCCUGAAGGACCACUCGUUCUCGGGUCUGGUCCUUCCUCAUGACUUGGACUGCCUCCUGCACAUGAACAACUCCCGCUACCUCCGGGAGGCCGACUUUGCGCGGCUCUCCUACUUUACACGCAGUGGCCUUUAUGGGGCCGCUAACUCCGUGGGCUCAGGGAUCGUGAUGGCGGCCUGCACGGUACGUUACCGACGCUCGCUCCGUCUGCUGGAGGCCUUCGAGAUACGCACGCGUCUGCUCUGCUGGGAUGAAAAGGCCUUCUACGUGGAGCAGCGAUUCGUGGCCCCCAGGGAUGGAUUUGUCUGCACUAUUGUGCUGAGCCGGCAACACGUCAUAGGAAGCUCCCCCGAUAAAGUGGUACAGACCAUGUGUAAGAGAAAGGUGGAGUCUCCUGAGUUCCCGGACGAGGUCAUCCACUGGAUCGAGUACAAUGAUAACAGCAGCCAGAAGCUGCGAGCCGAGAGCGGGGCCCCCAACAACUCCAAAGACCAGUAAAGCCGCCGCCGCCCCCCCUAACACCGCACAUGGUGAACCUGCAUAGACCAGUGCAGCUAUUAGGAUUGUCACCCAGGUUUAGAGCGCUAGCCUUUUGAUCCAGAAAUGUAUGAUAACUGCUGUCCCAUUCCUGCCCGCGGCCCUCAUGUAGAACAACGUCCACUUUAUGGGGGGUUCUGAGCAAUACUGGGGGGAUGAGAGGAGUGAGGCACGUCUUCAGCUGCUAUAUGAAGGAAUCAGUAUCCGAUAUCGUGCACUUUAUUUAUUCCCAUAGUUUCUGUAUUUGUUCAGGAUGCAGAAGUGUAUAAUCGCCCUGUGGUGUGAAACGCAUGUAACGUAGCGCAUUGUACUCUUACCCAUCCAAGGUCAGGUCAGUAAUGGGGAGGGGGGGGGGGGUCUUCCUGUGCAGGGUAAGACAGACUUGAAUAGGGAAUGGACCAGCACUAUUACUCCCAUCAUCUAGUUUCUAUAAAGGCAGGUACUAGGAGAUAAUAUGGAUGAUGUCAUAGGACGACCCCCACAUACACCCUGUGAUGUCAUCAGUGCAUCCUCAGGGAAGCUGCUGAACAAGAAGGGGGUGUCCUAACUGUGAAAUAGCCUUCUCCUAGCACACGAGAAGGGACUGCCUGCCCCCGAGCUGCAGAGUCACAUGUGACACUGAUCUUUAUUUAUAUUCGGCUUUCUACUCCAGCCACAUCCAGAGCUGCAUUUACAGUUUUGUGGUUCUCCUGGCUCCCUACUGCUACUUCCUAUGGCUGGCUUAGUUUCCGUAAAGAGCAGUGGCAGCUAUCGGGGUUCCAGACCCCUGCUGGUUCAGUGUCUGGGUACUGGAGCUGCUGUGUUUGUACCAGUGUCGUGGGAAAACAAAAUAUCAAAAAUUGUAUUUUCAACAUGUCGGGGAUGACAGCCAACAGAAUUCUGAAUGCAGCUCUGGAUGUGAUUGGUGUUUGUGACAUGAUAGAACAGCAGAGUUUUGACUCCCAGUUAGGCCUUUUGCACACGAACAUUGUUUACUGGCAUACGGCGGGUCCGCAAUACACGGGCACCGGCAUCACAUUCACUUGAAUGGGUCGGCAAUCACGGAGAUGCGGCAC